UAAUUGCAUUGAAAAACUGAAUUUGAAUCACAUAAUUUGAAAUUGUUUUGUUUAAUUAAAAUUGAAUUUAUUCAAAAACUGAAUCUGAAUUGUAUCAUUUGAAAUUGAAUUUAUUCGUUUGGAACUGAAGUCCAAUAAAAUUUGAUCCUCACUGAAAAUUAAACACUCUAUAUAUCUUCACAUUCACUUCUCACAAUUCAGAUUCAGUUCUCAAAUUCAAUUUCAAGUUACUGAGACAGACAUCCGGGUAGUUGGAGGAUGAAGGAAGAGCAAUCGAGCGCAGAUCGAUAGAUAGCGUUCAUUGGCGCACAGGACUCCUCUUGGGCCAAUCAGCACCAAUGUUUUGGAGCACAGUACGUUACCCGCCAUGAAACAAAGAAGAAGUGCUUGCCUGACUUGCGUGACCACCACCACCAUGGAUUCGGCUGGGACAAAUACGAUUCCUGCUGCUCCAGUAGCUCUGAUCGACUUCUCUGCUAAAGCCAAAAAAAAAAGCUUGACUGUUCUAUUGAUGGCAGGACAACUGAAAACCAGUUAUGGAUGCAAACAUGAAGCACAAGCCAGAGGAGUCUAUGAGAAGCUGAUGGGUCGGGAGCAUGCAGGCUUCUCCUGUAUGGACAGUGGUCUCUGGCUGAACCCCAAGUGGCCAUACAUGGGGUCCUCCCCUGAUGGGAUUGUUGCUUGUGACUGUCACGGAACUGGCACCUGCAAGAUUAAGUGUCCACACUCUCACCAAGAUGAAGCCAAUCUGCGCUUGUGUGCUGGGGAAAAGGGCUUCUGCCUCAUCAAUGAUGGGGAUAAUGUCAUGCUGGACCGGACUCAUGACUACUACUACCAAGUUCAGGGACAGCUUCACAUUGUAGACGCUGAGUACUGUGAUUUUGUUGUGUGGAACCACAAUGACAUUUUUGUUGAAAGGAUUUUGCCCGAUCUUGAACUUUAGGAUGAUGUUAGGCUUUUUUAGAAACGGCAUACUUCCAGAAAUACUGGGACAGCAAGUUACAAACUCACAUGUGUAAUGUAAUGAAAGGAUCCAGGCACUCUUGAAAGUGGGCUGUGUGAUAUUGCUGUUAUAUCAAUACGGUUGUAUGAGACAAGAUUACAUUUUGACUAUUGUUAUGAGUGUGGUCUUUGUGAGUUCUGGCUGUUGUAUAAUUUAAAUGAAAACAUUAAAUGCCAUU
This is a messenger RNA of Xyrauchen texanus (razorback sucker), 1181 nucleotides long. RefSeq lists its product as uncharacterized. Lineage: Eukaryota; Metazoa; Chordata; Actinopteri; Cypriniformes; Catostomidae. The record is from RefSeq and is a predicted model, not a curated record. Bases 368 to 943 code for a protein of 191 amino acids. The transcript is spliced from 4 exons.